Messenger RNA from Pistacia vera, 1151 nucleotides. RefSeq names its product UDP-N-acetylglucosamine transferase subunit ALG14. Gene Ontology annotation, biological process: dolichol-linked oligosaccharide biosynthetic process. The record is from RefSeq and is a predicted model, not a curated record. Bases 141 to 821 code for a protein of 226 amino acids. Gene Ontology annotation, cellular component: UDP-N-acetylglucosamine transferase complex. NCBI's taxonomy places the organism in Eukaryota, Viridiplantae, Streptophyta, Magnoliopsida, Sapindales, Anacardiaceae. The transcript has 5 exons.
CCAUCACGGUCAUUGCUCGUAUUUCCUCUUUUUCAAUCAAACUGUUUACAGUUAUUUCUCCAGUUUUCCCUUCAUCGGAGAAAUCGAAUUCGCGCCAAUUUCUUCUGAGUGAACGCACAUGUAAAUUUUAAAUUCCGGCGAUGGAGAAACUGAACGACUGUUGCUGGUCCAUAAUGGCAUUCGUUGCCAUUAGCUUUACAAUUUUCACAAUUCGUCUUCUUUACGUUCUUUAUUUAACGGGAAAACCUAGCCGCACCAAAUCCUCACAGCCACUCUCUACUCUCGUUGUUUUAGGUUCAGGCGGACACACGGCGGAGAUGAUGAACCUCUUAUCGGUACUGCAAAUGGACAGGUUUGCACCGCGCUUUUACAUUGCUGCUGCCACUGAUAAUAUGAGUCUUCAAAAGGCUCGCGUUUUCGAGGAUUCUUUGGUUCAUAAGAAUGGAGUCAAGGGAUCCUCUGCACGGUUCAUACAGAUCUACAGAAGCAGGGAAGUUGGUCAAUCAUAUAUAACCUCUGUUUGGACAACUUUACUUGCCAUUGCUCAUGCACUGUGGCUAAUGAUUAGAAUCAGACCACAAGUGGUUCUUUGCAAUGGACCUGGGACUUGUAUUCCUCUAUGCGUAAUUGCAUUUUUAUUUAAGGUCUUGGGAAUUAGAUGGUCAUCUGUUUUCUAUGUUGAGAGUAUAGCAAGAGUGAAAAGGCUCUCUUUAAGUGGCUUGCUUCUUUACAGGUUACACAUAGCUGAUCAGUUCUUUGUGCAGUGGCCACAAUUACAGAGAAAGCAUCCUCGAGCUCAUUAUGUUGGCUGUCUCAUGUAGUUUGAUUGAAUUCCUGCUGACAUGGUACUGUAACAUUUCUUCAAGUUUUUGCUGUGCCAAUUUACAUUUUUAAAGUUAUUAAAAUUGCUCUAUAGUUGAUUCUCAAGUUAAGUUGUACACAAGUUAUACUAGUGAGAUCCACAAGCCUCCUGUAGCUUUCACCAAAGAGGACAGGGAAGAGUCAGUUUACUGGUAAAUUUUUAUCUGCAUAAACAGUGUGACACCCCUGAUUUUGAUACAAUUUAUUUUAACUUUUGUCAUUGACUUUUGGAAACAAAAUUUCCUUGGAUUUUCUUUGAGGGUUGGUUUUCAGACUGCCUUCCUGGUUCA